CCUCCCUUAGCCUUCUUUCUAGUUUAACAAUCUUCUUACUCUCUCUCCAUUUCAAUCCACAAUGGCAAUCACUUCAUUGAUUCUCUUAACCAUAAUCCCUCUCUUUCUCCUCUUAAGCCUCACCCACGCCGGAAUCCCUGGCGUUUACUCUGGCAGCUCUUGGCUAACCGCUCACGCCACUUUCUACGGCGGCAAUGACGCUUCCGGAACCAUGGGUGGCGCUUGCGGAUACGGGGAUUUAUACAGCCAAGGGUACGGAACAAACACGGCAGCGCUAAGCACAGCGUUGUUCAACAGUGGCCAAAGCUGCGGGGCAUGCUUUGAAGUUAAAUGUGUCAAUGAUCCCAAAUGGUGUCACCCGGGUAGUCCUUCCGUCUUCGUAACCGCAACCAACUUUUGCCCUCCAAACUUAGCCCAACCUAGCGACAAUGGCGGCUGGUGCAACCCGCCACGUGCUCACUUCGACCUUGCAAUGCCCGUUUUUCUCAAGAUCGCUCAGUAUCGCGCCGGCAUUGUCCCCAUCUCUUACCGCAGGGUGGCAUGUAAGAAGAGUGGAGGGAUAAGGUUCACGAUCAACGGCCACCGUUACUUCAACUUGGUACUGAUCACGAACGUGGCGGGAGCAGGAGACAUCGUGAAGGCGAGCGUGAAAAGUUCAAAGAGUGGUUGGAUGGGUUUGACUAGGAACUGGGGACAGAACUGGCAGUCAAAUGCCGUUCUUGUUGGUCAGUCACUUUCUUUCCGUGUCACAUCCAGUGACCGCAGAACCUCUACUUCAUGGAACAUCGUUCCUUCGAACUGGCAGUUUGGACAAACCUUUGUCGGAAAGAAUUUCAGAGUCUAAAGUGAAUCGAUGAAAUCAAUACAUACGAAGUGGUAGAAACAAAUUAAGAAACCUCACUUUCAGAUUUCGAACAUCUUUGUAUUUUCUGUUAAUGUUUUUUUUUUAAUAUACUGUGAUUUGGAAUGUAAUUGGGAGUUAUAAGGUGGUGUGGUGUGGUAAUAGGGGAGUGUGAUUAAACGAGAAGCUGAAGUGGCUGUUGCAAAAAUUGUAAACAGCCCGCAGCUCUUAAUUUACAUGGUUUGCUUGUAAUG
Capsella rubella is the source of this 1095-nucleotide messenger RNA. RefSeq names its product expansin-A16. Gene Ontology annotation, biological process: plant-type cell wall organization. The transcript is spliced from 3 exons. The record is from RefSeq and is a predicted model, not a curated record. Gene Ontology annotation, cellular component: extracellular region. NCBI's taxonomy places the organism in Eukaryota, Viridiplantae, Streptophyta, Magnoliopsida, Brassicales, Brassicaceae. The coding region runs from base 62 to 844 and encodes 260 amino acids.